AUGGCACACCUCUCUCUGGCGGCUCGUUUCAGUCUCGGUGGCCGAGUGAUCCUAAUCACUGGUGGUGGUCGGGGUAUUGGCAUGGCGCUAUCGAAAACUUGUUUGGAUGCUGGUGCCACUGUAGUGGUCACCGACAUUCUACACCAGCCCGAUCCCGUCUUUCUCGACUGGAGGAAGAGUACUCCAAAUCAGCUCCAUUACUACUGUUGUGAUCUGACAGAUAAGGAGGAGGUCGAACGCACUUUUACCAGCAUCGUAGAGAAAUUCCACCGCAUCCACGGAGUAGUCACGGCAGCCGGAAUCUGUAUCGACAAGCCAUUCUUGAAGCAUGAGUGGGAAGAUAUCCAAAAACUUCAAGCUGUGAAUGAAACGGGAACAUUCUUCGCGGUACAAAAUGCCGUGAAGAAUAUGAAGCAGCAUGGUAUUAAAGGAAGUGUCGUGAUGAUUUGCUCACAGUCAGCGCAACACGUUUGCCCUGGUCAUCUGCUGACUGCCUAUGCGGGAAGCAAGGGCUUCGUGUUCUCAAUGGCAAGAAGUCUGGCUCACGAGCUGGCUCCUGAUGGAAUCCGUGUUAAUACCGUCUCUCCGGGUAAGGAGCUCCCUGACGCACUGAAAACCUAUCGCUCAGACAGAUCUAGAUACAUUGCCACAGACAUGAAUCUCUCACUGGCAUCUCUUCGGCCAGACGCCACCCUUGGGCGCGUCGGGACACCACAGGACGUGGAACUGGCCGCGUUGUAUUUGUUGAGUGAUGCUUCUUCUUAUGUCACUGGACAAGAUAUUGCUAUCGAUGGUGGUAUGCAAGUCUCCUCUGGAAACUAUAAGCUGUAG
This is a messenger RNA of Penicillium mononematosum, 831 nucleotides long. RefSeq names its product SDR family NAD(P)-dependent oxidoreductase. NCBI's taxonomy places the organism in Eukaryota, Fungi, Ascomycota, Eurotiomycetes, Eurotiales, Aspergillaceae. Gene Ontology annotation, molecular function: oxidoreductase activity, acting on NAD(P)H, oxygen as acceptor. Gene Ontology annotation, cellular component: intracellular anatomical structure. The coding region runs from base 1 to 831 and encodes 276 amino acids. The record is from RefSeq and is a predicted model, not a curated record. The transcript is spliced from 6 exons.